AUGGGAGAAGCUGGAAUUUUCUCGGCAUCGCCGAGAGCGUUUGCUAGCACGCUUGCUUCAGUCUCGGCUCAGGCCCAUGAUCACUACCCGAGCUCUGACGUGGUCAUGGCGAAUGCCAAAGGCGAAUGCCCCGUGGGAGCUGAAGAACUUGAAGGCAUGUGUGAGAGGAGAACUGGAGUUUACAAACGCAUCAAGGCAGAUUUUGAGGAAUGGUGUGUCGAGCAGCAGCAGAAGUUUCGGAUAGAGACGCUGGAUCUUCAGGACGAGCUGCACCAGCUGAGGAAAUGUCUAAGUGAGAUGGAACAGGAAGAGCGGAGAGCUACCACAGGGCUGAGAGACCUUCUCCACCGCCCCUGGAUGCAAAACACACAAUCUCCGGACAGCGGAGAGCUAUUUGCUGAAGGAGACAGAUGGGUGAGCGAGUUCCACAGCAUCAAAUCAGAGAAUGACCAUGGGCUGCGCAGCUCAGGACAUGGAGUCGACAAGAAGAGCAUUCUGGAAGGUAUCAGAAAGACUCGGAAGAAACUUGAUGACCUACCAGCGGAAUACGCCGCAGCCCAGAGAGAGGAGACACGGAGACUCAGGGCGCGGCUGGAAGAGCUGUGGCAGCCUCAGAGUCAACAAGGUCCUUCCAACACGCAGAAGCUCCUAGACAACUCCGUUCAGGGGCGGAUGAGACCGAGCCCAGAAGCGGCCAACCUUGGUGCGGAAGAAGCCUCUUCGGAAGAAGCCUCAGCGGCGACCUCUGCCGCAGCUCACGGGCAGAGAUGGAGGCCUCCACGAGAAAGGCAAUUCGAAUCUUUCAGCGCGAUGGGUACUGAAGAAAUAGCAUUUCCACUGCGCUCAGACAUGCUUCCUUCCUCAGAUCAGCCCAAUACAUUGUCAGCUCCUGCGAAGCCGCAGUCAAAUACUGUUCAAUCAUCAACCACAGAUCGCAGGCCGGACCAUUCUAUGAUUCGUUCGAAACACAAGCUUUCCAAGCCAGCUUCUAGAGGCUUUGUCUCUUUCCGAGAUCAUCAUGGGCGGUAUCAAGCAGAGAGGGCGACUGCUGAAUGGAGACUGCAUAGUGACAAACGGAACGGUCCCCUGAGACACGCGGUUCCUGGACCAGGUACACAAGACCAGAAUUCGAACCCUACAUCCUCGCCCACUUCAAACACACGCGGUCACCCAGAAAUGUCUAUGUUACCUAGCAUUCCUGCUGAAGGAGUGCAGGCCAUGAAAGAGCCAACUAGUGACCGACAUCUCGACAAUACAGAAACCCCGUCUAAUUUCACUCAGAAAGCACAGACGGGCGCCGGGACUAGCACGAUCACUGCUGUUCACUCGAUACUCCGCGAAGCUCUGGAUCUGAACCCCAGAGAUAGAACACUGUUCGAAACGCAAGAAACUAGGCGCGGGAGCCAGGCCUCGGUGUCCGAUUCUGACUCUGAGCUGCCGCUUGCGAAGAAGCACAAGGCAGAAAAGACGAUACUUUUUAAAGAAGUCAAUGCCGAGAACAAGGAUUGGAGACACGAACAGAUCUACAGGAUCAAUGAGUUUCCGGCGAGGUCGAACAAGUGGUAUAUCUUUCGCUCUCCAUUCGUUGUAAAGGCGAUCGAGCAGUCGAGGAGCUGGGAAUACGUGUCAUUGACUGUGAUGCGAAGAAAGCGUCGCGGAACAAUACUGCGCAUGAGCUCGCGUGUGAGCAAGGUUAUCGCCCGGAUUCAGUCGUCAGAGGACGCCAUCGCGCUCGCCACCGUGCCUCAGUCGCAGACCGAACAGAACAACAAUCUGUCACUCCCGGAGACUCUGACUGGUCCCGAGAAGAUCUGCGCACUGGACUGUCCAGGUGCAAGAGCGGCGAUGCUCAGCCAUUGUGAAAAGUGCUGGUAUCCAGUAACAGUGUUGCCCUGGGGAGACUUACGCGAGGUCGGAAUGGUUGGCCGCUUGGAUGACACCGACCUCUUCAACCAAAAGCUUCCAACCUGCUUUGCCGUGGUAGCCUCGCAGAAUGGCCUAGAAAUUGCCGGAUGGAAAGAAGACUUCCAAGACCAUGGCCGCCGCGUUUCUGAGCGCAAAUUUCCUUGCCUGUUCUUCGACGGAAGCUCUGCAGUCUUGCACGCAGAGGGCUCAUCCUCGAAAUCAGUGACACGAAACCUUGCUUGGGUCAUGGCGAAACAUCUGCGAUCCAUCAAUUUCCGCCACCCGCACGGUCACAUCUUCAACGAAGCCGGCCUUGCUGAAGCUAAAUAUUUCAGGGAACAAGUUGCAGUGUUGAACAAUCAAGCUAUCCGAGAAACACCUGAAGACUCUCGACCCUUGAUUGCACGGGAUAGUGGUGUAGGCAGCGUCCGUGAAAGCCCUCAUCGCAAUCAUGCUGAGCAUCUUGAGGCCGCGGGGAUGGCACAUGACCCAACUCCCAGGCCCGAGAGCUCUAACGAUGGGCGUGUUGUUCCGCGUGAUGGGUGGCAUGUUCAUACGACUGACUAUUACCGCCAACGAAUUGAUGAAGCCCAGACACAACUGCUUAGGGGCCAAUCUGGAUCGUCAGAGCAUCACGGAAAUGUCUUCGAGGCUCAGCCAAAGAGGCCAUAG
Diaporthe amygdali is the source of this 2577-nucleotide messenger RNA. RefSeq lists its product as uncharacterized. The coding region runs from base 1 to 2577 and encodes 858 amino acids. The record is from RefSeq and is a predicted model, not a curated record. NCBI's taxonomy places the organism in Eukaryota, Fungi, Ascomycota, Sordariomycetes, Diaporthales, Diaporthaceae. The transcript is spliced from 7 exons.